UAUUUCACUCGGCAUAAGACAAUGUUACAUAGCUUAAGAACGCACGAGGCGAUAAGGCCUUUUUUAAAAAUCUUCAAGACCAAAAUCUUCUUAUUGUUACUUGAUGAUGCUCACUUAAAAACGCACUAGUAGUCUGGUAUCGGUUAGAGGUGCUCUCGCUCUCCAGGAGAGAGUAAAUUUCAAGACGGACUAUCACGUGUCGACGUUUUAACAUCGAAAGGGAUUGAGAUUUUACCGGAAGCCUUCGAAUGAGCCUAACCAGUCAGGAUGGGAUGGAGACGUGCAGAUCUAUAGUCUCGAUGAACGCUACCCAGAUGCCAAGGGUCCUUGGCCCUUCCAUCCUGUGCUUGUGUUUCCAUGUGGUCACUUGUCCAGGACUAGAGGUACUUCUUGGACGUUGUUGUAGAAAGCGGCGCAGGGAUGUUGAAUAAAAAGUUACAUGAAAAUGGAUCAAAGGAUGUUGUCGACGGGAAGGACGAGGCGCAGUUGAUGCUACUCAAGACGGAAGAUGUUUCUUCAGAGGAUUUGGCACCUAAUGGAGGCUGGGGUUGGAUGAUCGCUCUGGCUAUGAUCGUUAUAUUUAUAACCACUAUCGGACCAGCAAUCUGUUUCACGAUAAUCUUUGGCGACUUCCUGAAUUCCACAGGUCAAGCCGGAUCCGCAACGACCCUUCUUAAUUCUGUAUUUAUGGUUAGCUUUUCCUUUUCCGGCUUAUUAACGAACACGCUGCUCAAGAAAUAUAGCAUAAGGCCCGUGGGUCUUAUUGGCUCGAUUAUUUUUGUCAUUCCAAACAUAGUAAUAGCCGGCGCCGACCACAUCUAUCAGAUGUGCAUAAUCUUUUUUUUACAAGGCAUUGGUUUGGGCGUUAUGAUCACCGUUUGCAAUAUAAACUUUAAUGCAUACUUUGUCAAGAAAAGAGCCACGGUUAUGACCGUAACGCAAGUUAUCAUUGGUAUAGGUAGUAUAGCUUACCCAAUAUUUAUUGAGAAAAGUAUGAGGGUCUACGGAUUCCGAGGUACGUCAGCACUGAUUGGAGCUCUGAGCUUGAACUGCAUCGCAGCAAUGCUAGUUAUGCACCCAGUAGAAUGGCAUAUGAAGAACCCAGAAGAAAUCCGUAAGGAGAAUGCACUGUUGGAAAAGAAAAGCCACAUUAAUCCGAACGAAAGCAGGUUACCUGGGCAAGAGAAAAUGCGGAAAGACGGUCGAAGAAGUUCUGGAGACUAUGUGAAGACGAAUGCAGCUAGAUGGGCCAGUCUGCGCAGCUUGAAGGAAGGGGCCAAUGAAAUACCCCUAUUGGUCGAGACCUUAAAGCUGGCGUCGCAGAGCCGGGUUGCUUCAUCCGCAGAAAUCGACGGCGUCGGUCCCACUGUUACGGUCCGUUCGAAAUCUGGCUCACAUCAUGAUCUUGUUACCAAGCGUCUGUCUAUGUUGUCUGCUGCUAGUAUGACGAGCCUUACUAGUACUGCUGCACUUGGUGAUAUACAAAAUCAGUACCAGCGACAGAAGGAAAGGUCAAAAAUAAGGAGUGACACAGGAAUUAAGAAAGCCGACGAGACCCGGACCAAGGGAUUCGUAUCAACAAUGGCUAACUUCUUCGAAGUAUCUUUAUUCAAAGACUGGAAGUUCAUAAACACGUGCACCGGCAUCAGUUUUGUUUUCGCAAGCGAAUACGCUUUCUCCUCAUUUUUACCACUGAUAAUGAAUGACGCUGGAUACAGCAAAAGCGAAGCGGCCUAUGCCGUUACAAUCGGUGCUGUUGCUGAGCUUGUUUCUAGAAUUUUCUUAGCCUUCUUUACGAUGCUAGUCGACGUUCGAGCAAAAUAUAUUUUCUUCGUUGCAAUGAUCGUCGUGGUCUUUGCUAAAUUGAGCUUUCUUUGCUAUCAGGACACGCUCAUGGGUAUUUUUAUUACGUCAGCCGCUAUCAGCUUCAUACGUUCCUGGUUUUUUACAACUCAGCCUCUGGUUGUUAUCGAGAAUUUUAGUUCUGAUAAAUUCGCAGCAGCUUAUGGCGUCUUUACGAUCAUCAGCGGUGCAGUGAACAUCAUUUCCGGUCCGUUUGUCGGCCUCAUUAAGGACUUGACAAACGAUUUUGAUAUUUGUCAAUAUGUUUUGUUGUUCAUGAAUAUUGUCUUUAUCAUACCCUGGGCACUGGAGUUCCUCAUUGUGGAUAUGCGGAAGGAUAAAAAAACGAAAAUCAAUUCGGAUGCACCAUGAGUAAUUUUUAGUCACAAUUUUUUAUGUGUUUAAACUUCUUUUUCAAUAUUAAACUUUUACCCGAGCAACAUGGAAGGAGUUUGGUAAUGACUUGCCGAGGGAUCAAAGGGUGAAGUAGAAAGACUAAAAUAUAUUUUUUAUUCCCUCUAGCUGCAUUGUUUUUAAUUUUAUUUAUUAUUGCGCGACUUGUGUGACGACAACGUGUUUCAACGAAUGAACAAAUAAACGAACGAUCAUAUGAUAGAUUACCCUAAAAUAUGUGAUAAGAGCUGUGGCGUAUAAUAAAUCAAUACACAGAAA
Messenger RNA from Cephus cinctus (wheat stem sawfly), 2514 nucleotides. RefSeq names its product cytochrome c. Gene Ontology annotation, biological process: monocarboxylic acid transport; transmembrane transport. Gene Ontology annotation, molecular function: monocarboxylic acid transmembrane transporter activity; heme binding; electron transfer activity. NCBI's taxonomy places the organism in Eukaryota, Metazoa, Arthropoda, Insecta, Hymenoptera, Cephidae. The record is from RefSeq and is a predicted model, not a curated record. The transcript has 11 exons. Bases 421 to 2214 code for a protein of 597 amino acids.